Messenger RNA from Alternaria alternata, 711 nucleotides. Its product is annotated as pectate lyase-like protein. Bases 1 to 711 code for a protein of 236 amino acids. Gene Ontology annotation, molecular function: pectate lyase activity. Gene Ontology annotation, biological process: pectin catabolic process. Lineage: Eukaryota; Fungi; Ascomycota; Dothideomycetes; Pleosporales; Pleosporaceae. The record is from RefSeq and is a predicted model, not a curated record. Gene Ontology annotation, cellular component: extracellular region. The transcript is spliced from 3 exons.
AUGAAGUUCGCUGGACUUUUCGCUGCCGCCACGGCCCUCCUUCCUACUGCUCUUGCAUGCAACGGCUACACUGGUGGUGUCCCUAAGGCUGUUGGUACUAAGACCAACAGCAAGGUCAUCGAGGUCGCUGCUGGCCAGACCUAUGAUGGUCAGUGGUACCGAUUUGAUCGCGGUAGCGGCGCUUGCUCUGGUCAGUCUGAGGGAGGUGCUGCCGACGCCGUCUUCCUACUCAAGGAGGGUGCUACCCUUCGUAAUGUGAUCAUUGGCAAGAACCAGGCCGAAGGUGUACACUGCCAGGGUCACUGCACUCUCGAGUUCGUCUGGUUCGAGGAUGUCUGCGAGGACGCUAUCUCUAUCAAAGAGGACAAGGCUGGAAAGCAGUCCUGGAUCAUUGGUGGCGGUGCUUACCACGCCUCAGACAAGGUCGUCCAGCACAAUGGCUGCGGAACUGUCAACAUCAUCAACUUCUACGUCAAUGAUUACGGCAAGCUCUACCGCUCCUGCGGAAACUGCUCCAAGCAAUGCGCCCGUAACGUUUACAUCGAGGGCGUCACCGCUGUCAACGGUGGCGAGCUCGCUGGUAUCAACAGCAACUACAAGGACACUGCCACACUCAAGAACGUCUGUUCUGAUGCGAAGACCAAGUGCCAGAUGUACACUGGCUGCGCUGGUGGCUGCGAGCCCAAGAAGGCUGGUACCUGCUCUGGUUAA